AUGCUACGGACAAGUAGUCGCCCAUUCGCUCUGGCUCUUCUAUUCGCUCCGCUAGAAACUCUUCCGUUUGCGAAAUGUUUCGUAUGUAGCAAGACCGGUCACUUGUCUUCUCAGUGUCCGGAUAACCCCAAGGGUAUCUUUCCAAAUGGCAGUGGCUGCUACUUUUGCGGCUCAGUGAAGCAUAAAAAGGCUGAUUGCCCCGAGUAUAAAAAGUAA
Theileria equi strain WA is the source of this 216-nucleotide messenger RNA. Its product is annotated as signal peptide-containing protein. Gene Ontology annotation, molecular function: zinc ion binding; nucleic acid binding. The transcript has 2 exons. The record is from RefSeq and is a predicted model, not a curated record. The coding region runs from base 1 to 216 and encodes 71 amino acids. Lineage: Eukaryota; Apicomplexa; Aconoidasida; Piroplasmida; Theileriidae.